This is a messenger RNA of Trichobilharzia szidati, 2701 nucleotides long. NCBI's taxonomy places the organism in Eukaryota, Metazoa, Platyhelminthes, Trematoda, Strigeidida, Schistosomatidae. The record is from the annotation of a GenBank genome assembly.
GUCGGUGGGAUUCUCAUGUAUUGGUAUGAUUACACUAGUUUUCAUUCAACUAACGAAUUCAUUUUUAAAAGCAUUUUAUUUAUGCAAUGCUCUUUUAGCUAUUGAACUAUAUUCAUUCAAGGCUAAAUCUGAUAGCACACCUAUAUUAGAACUAGAAAGCAUUCUAUUCGAUCCUCAUUCACGCUUUCAUAAACGUAGUAUUAAUUCCACCAAUGUGGCACAAGAAAUUCGUUACGGAAUUGAUAAGAACGCUGUUUGCCGAUUUGACAAUAUCAUUAAGUUAUUACCGCAUUUAUCAGUGAAUAAGUUAAACAUGCAGGAAUACCAGGAAGAAGUGAACUAUGAAGAAACGAAAGAGAAUUCAUCACACCUCAAUAGUUCCACCUCUUUAAAUUUAAGAGAAUAUUCUAUUCCAUAUGUUAAUUAUGAAGAUGCACCGGUUUUGUUGGAUUUCAUCAAUUUAUUUGGAAGGCUGUCCGGUUUCGAUCGAUUGAAAUCACGUCUUAUGGCUCUAGACAAUAACGAUGAGAAACCGCAACAACAACAGCAAAACGUAGAGGAAGACAAAAAGGAGGAAGAGCAGCAGUCAACUGAUAGGACAGAGCAUUUAUCACUCAGUUUAAUAUAUGCUUAUCUCCAACCUUUUGCACUGUGCUGUUAUUUUCUGAAUGACUCAGUGAUUGAAGAAUAUUUUCAGCCGAUAGUUGUAUUGCAUUGGAGCAUUGCAAAUGUACAGUGAUGCGGCUUUCUACGUUUGUAUUACUUGAGCGUUAUUCAGAACCUCGUUAGCACAUACGAUGAAAAACGGAACAAAUUCCAUUCUGAAUUCUGUUUAUCAUCGCAAAGUUGGUCCGUUGUAUCUGCUAAUACCAAAAUAAUGUUGUACUUACCCGCUACUGUGGAGUUGUAUAAAUUUUCGAACCCUUAUUAAUUGAUCAAAUGAUAAUGAUCGUAAGCUCUGCAUCCUGUUUGUCUUACUCUAGCAGCUGUGUACCACCUCUCUUCGCACCUUCCAUUAACGCAACAUUUCGUAAUUCCCGCAUGAAUUUGACUGACUAUAAGUAUAAUAUAGAUUAUAAUUUAGACUUGAACCAAUAUAUUGUAAUCUAUUCUAAUAAAGUUUCUAGAGGUUUUUUUCCAUCUUUCCAAUUUUUAAUGUCAGAAAACAGUGUUCCAUUUCAAAUUGCACUUGUCAAAUAUGAUCAUGCCUGUACAAACGGUAUGUCAAUCAUGUAAAUGCUUAAUUUAUUUAUUUAUAUGUGAAUUAUAUAUAUUUAAUAGUUUAUAUUUCCUUAUAAACGGGUGUUUUCAAGAAAUGCAAGCUAUAUUUGCAGACACGAGCAGUUAUGUUGUAAGUUACAAUCGUGAAGUAUUAUAUAUCAAUGCUUUUUUAUUGUUAUAAAGGUAUAUUCCACAACUGUAAUCCAGGUUGCGUCGUGGGGAAAUGUAAUGCAUAAUUCACGAGGUUAUUGUAACAUAUGGGACCAAUAAUGUUUGCAGAUCAUUUGUCAUUGUAAAUGGUCAAAUAUCCACAUUCUCCAUUCUCAUUCAAAAAGUCAAAUGCAAGCUAAAAUGGUGAGAGAAAAAAGAAGACAAACAACAGCAACGCGAAAGAAAGCAAGUGGAGUCCUUAAGGAGUGAUUGAUAUGUAUAUAAACAUUUAUAUUCUGCUCAGUAAUUAUGGUUAUUUUGCUGCACUAACUAACUAGUCCCGUUAUGCUAACUUUUAUAUUGUGUGAACUAAUAUUAUUGUCAUGGAAAAUUCCCAUUCUAACAUAUAGAAAAUCAAAACAAAUGAUUCAACGAAGAGACUUUUCAACGAAUUUAUCAUCAAGCUGUACAAUCGUAUAUAUAUGGUUUAUUUAAGAAGCUAUAUCCGGUGAGGGAAUUUAAACAUAGGUGUGAAUGCAUAAAAUAAUAAUAUGAAAUACAAUUAAAACUAAAAUCUUUGUGAUUAUAAUCGUAGUUAAAUGUCAAGUGGCAAAGCAAAUUAAUGUCAUAUAUAGAAUAAUUCAUAGGAUGGAUAGAACUUGAAAAAGGUGUGCAAUUAUAAGAUUAGUAAACAAAUCGAAUAAAAUAAAAACGUUACGUAAUAUUGUGUGGAAUUUCAUAGCAUAGAAUUUAAUGUUACAUGAAGGAAUUGAUUUAGAAUGACAAGUGGAACAAGUGAAAUAAUACCGGGGACAAUUAAAAGUGAGAGUAGCAACAGUUACAAUUGACUUAAUAAGGAAGAGUACACAAAUUGAAUAGACAAAAAUGAAAAGAUGAAAAAUUGGUAGAGCUAAAAUAUGAUUGGGGAUUACCAUACUUUAGCAUAGAGGGAUUAAGACCAUGAAAGUUGGAGGGGUUGAACGAACUUUUUCUGUACACAGAGAUCUGGCUUUUCUCUUUCGAUAGCCAAAGCUUCAGCAAUACAGAUGAGUCGGGUACAUAGGGAUUUGGGUAGAUUACUCUUUGCCUUGUAGAUGACUUUGAAGGCGGAGGCUAUAGAGAUAGGGUGAUCAUUAUCGACCAGAUGUUCAAUGAUCGCGCUUCUUAUUGCUCCACUACCACCUUUUCGUAACCAUGCAGAGGGAUAGUGUUCUUGCACCCUCUUGGACAAAACUCGUGUUGAACGACCGAUAUACCUAGCUCCACACGAGCAUGUGAAUUGAUAAACACACAUGGAGUUGUUCAACAGCUUCUUAAAAAAACCCACAUA